Etheostoma spectabile (orangethroat darter) is the source of this 1149-nucleotide messenger RNA. It is a transcript of the gene asb13b, whose product is annotated as ankyrin repeat and SOCS box containing 13b. The transcript is spliced from 6 exons. Lineage: Eukaryota; Metazoa; Chordata; Actinopteri; Perciformes; Percidae. Bases 225 to 1094 code for a protein of 289 amino acids. Gene Ontology annotation, biological process: protein ubiquitination; positive regulation of protein catabolic process. The record is from RefSeq and is a predicted model, not a curated record. Gene Ontology annotation, molecular function: protein binding.
AUUCCAGUAGGGUAACACAGUGUUUGUAGGUCAGUCGCCUACAUAUCCCAGAAUUCUGAGCAACCGUUUCUUUGGACUAAAUCUCUGCUGCUCUCUUUCAGCACCGGACUGCCCUGCGGGUAUUACAAUAAUGCAGCCCUUACAGUCUUUAUUCUUUUGCUUUAAAUUAAUUACAUGUUUGGCUGAAUCUACGUGGUUUACGGACAAGAAAACAGUAACAUGAAAUGGAGAUCACUCGGAACAGACCGUCAUUGUAUGGAGAAAUCGCUCAUGGUCUUGGAUUCUGGACUGGCCGGUCAGCAGUGCAUGAGGCCGCUGCACAGGGCAGGGCCCUUCAGCUACAGCAGCUGAUCGAGGGAGGUGCAGCAGUAAACAUAGUGGCAGUCGACUCCAUAACCCCCCUGCAUGAGGCGUGUAUACAGGGACAGACCCAAUGCGUCAGACUGCUGCUCGACGCUGGUGCACAGGUUGAUGCUCGUAACAUAGAUGGCAGCACUCCGCUGUGUGAUGCCUGUGCAGCCGGUAGCCUUGAAUGUGUCAAGCUGCUGCUGGACUACGGAGCAACAGUUAAUCCUCGACUGUUUACCUUCUCCCCACUUCACGAAGCUUGCAUGGGAGGGAAUUCUGAUUGUGUUCAGCUUAUGAUUAAUCAAGGAGCUUUCAUGGAGGCCCAUGACUGCCAUUAUGGGACACCGCUUCAUGUAGCCUGUGCAAGGCAACAUUUUAACUGUGCAAAAGUUCUCCUCAUUGCAGGGGCAAAUGUGAAUGCUGCCAAGAUACAUGAGACGGCCCUUCAUCAUGCAGCCAAAUCAAAGAGCAUUGACCUGAUUGAUCUACUCGUGGAGUUUGGGGGGAACGUGUACGCCAGAGAUAACCUGAACAAAAAACCCAUCCACUACACCAGUCCUGGAUCUCCCGCUUAUCUCUGCCUUGAGUUCUAUGAGAAUAACCCCCUCAGUCUACAGCAGAUCAGCAGAGUGGCUGUGAGAGGGGCGCUCGGCACAAGAGCAUGUGAAGUUGUUUUCAAACUGGGCUUGCCCAAUCGCAUCAUAAGUUUUCUUUCUUACAUGCCACCUCCAGUUAUCAAAAUGUAAUCACCAAUGGGAAACUUAAAAGUAUACUAUGUAAUAUUUCUGCUUUAAAAUGUCU